AUGCAAAGUGAGCGGCGUCAAAACUUUAGGCAGCCAUGGUUUGAUAGUCAAUGUCAGCGCACACGAAAGCACGCUUUUAAACAGCUCCAGAAUAUUAGGAAGAACACCAACGAUGAAACCAAACAUGCCUACCAAACAGCCAAUACAGCGUAUAAGUCACUAUGCAAAGCAAAAGAAGCGGAGUACUACCAGCGUCUGGAGAUGGAAAUUGGUGAAAUAAGAGACAGUAAAGGUUUUUGGGAAAUGGCAAAAAAAUUAAAUGGAUUGAAUACCAGACAGGGAGGAAUCAAGGUAACCGCAUUGUCGCUUGGAGUACACUUUAAAGGACUACUUCAGCUGUCAAGCAGAACGCAGAUUAACUACGCACUGCCAUACGUGGAAAUAAAUGAGCUCGACGAACCGAUACGACUCAGCGAAGUCCAAGAUGCAGUCCGAAGGAGCAAAGUAAAGAAGGCCCCCGGUUUUGAUCGAGUUCCGGCCGAGUUCUACAAAAACGCCUCAACGGAGCUAAUUUCCCUAUUAACGCUGGUGUAUAAUCGCAUUUUUGAAGACCGUACGGCACCAGAGAGUUUCAAGCGCAACAUAAUUUUCCCGAUCUUUAAGAAAGAGAACCGCACAGCCGUAUGGGAUGGAAAAACCCUCUCUGAAUGGUUUGAGAUAAACAAGGAAGGAUGUCUGCUUAGUCCCUUACUUUUCUUCUUAUUCGUUGAUGACAUCACAGAAGGCCUACCGGAAGGAGUCUUAUUUGCAGACCAUCAGAUUAAAGUGCUCAUGUACGCACACGACAUGGUGAUGCUGGCAGGCAGUCCCGAAACGCUGCAAAAUAUGAUCAAUUACACCCACGCCUACUGUACCAACUGGAAUCUCCAAAUUAACCUGGACAAGUCAAAAGUUAUGUGCAUCAAAGAUCCCAGGGGACGCCUGGCCAGAGAUGAAAGAUGGACGUUGAAUGGUACCGAAAUUGAAGUGGUAAAGGAGUACAAAUAUCUGGGAACGGUCUUAUCAUCAAACAUGAGCUUCAAAAAACAUCUGCAACAAAAGCUAAAGGAUGCCAAAGUUGCACUGAACAGUACUUGGAGUUGUUUCCUGGCAAAGCAAGAAGUCAAGAGUAGCAAUGAAUACAAAUUAUUCGAAGCCACAUCAAAAGCCAUAAUGUGUAAUUCUGCCGAAGUCUGA
Molecule: messenger RNA, 1176 nt
Organism: Drosophila takahashii
Lineage: Eukaryota; Metazoa; Arthropoda; Insecta; Diptera; Drosophilidae
Source: RefSeq, a predicted model, not a curated record